Molecule: messenger RNA, 1817 nt
Organism: Solea solea (common sole)
Lineage: Eukaryota; Metazoa; Chordata; Actinopteri; Pleuronectiformes; Soleidae
Gene: acot9.1
Product: acyl-CoA thioesterase 9, tandem duplicate 1
Exons: 16
Coding region: 155-1459 (434 amino acids)
Biological process (GO): acyl-CoA metabolic process
Cellular component (GO): mitochondrion
Molecular function (GO): fatty acyl-CoA hydrolase activity
Source: RefSeq, a predicted model, not a curated record
UGAGCGUAAACCCGGAACUUCCCGGUCCAGUGACAGCGGUGUGUUAUUGACUUCGCUGUGAGGAGGGAAUCAAACUCCACAUCUUCUCCUCCAGGGUUUGAUCCACUCACCGGGGUUUCUGUCGCUCACCUGAACCUUCACCCGCUUAAUCACCAUGUUCUCCUCCAGGCUCCUGCUGCUGCGCUCGACCGCGUCGUUGCCGUCCAGGUCUCUGUGUACGGACGGUGUGGCGGGGCGAGGCCGAGCGCCGGACAUGAUCGAGGGAAAUCCACUUUUACACGUGUCCAAUGUGAGGAACAGGCUCAGAGACAUCGUUGGCGCGUCCACUAACUGGAGUGACCACAAGCAGGCCAUGGCACAGCGCGUGUCCCUGUCGUCCAUGUUGGCCAAGUCUCAGCAGGAGCUUCCUGCGAGGUCCAUGAAGGACAGUUACCUGGAGGUGCACCUGCCGCUGGGCUCUGAGCCGCAGCUAAGAGAGAAAUACCUGACCUUCCACAACACCGUCAGGUUUGGCAGAAUCCUGGAGGACCUGGACAGUUUAGGAGUUCUCAUAUCAUACUCUCACACCUACAACCCGGUUCUGAAGAGGUCUCCUCUGUCCAUCGUCACCGCCCUGGUGGACAAAAUCGACAUGAGGCAACACGUCGUUUACCCUGACUGCGACAUCAAGUUCACCGGUCAUGUGACCUGGGUGGGACGGACGUCUAUAGAAGCCACGAUGCACAUGUUACAGUAUCGUGAUGGAGUUUAUGCUCCGGUCCUUGAUGCCACGUUUGUGAUGGUGGCUCGAGAUCCAGAGAACAAGAGGGCAGCAUUUGUGAAUCCACUCAAACCUGAUGGAGCAGAGGAGGAGACCAUUUACCAGCAAGGAGAAGCCAAUAAAUCCCGGCGUGUUGAGCUGAGCACGGCGUCUCUGCUGAAGGUGGCUCCUGCUCACGAGGAGAGGGAGAUCGUCCACAGUCUGUUUCUCAACACACUUGACACUAAAACCGUCAGCUUCAGGAGCCGAGUUCUGCCUCCAAAUUCCGUGUGGAUGGAAGAUGCCAAACUGAAGGGCCUGGAGAUCUGCCACCCACAGGAGAGGAACAUCUUCAACAGGAUCUUUGGAGGCUUCCUCAUGAGGAAAGCUUACGAGCUGGGCUGGGCCAACGCCUGCUCCUUUGGAGGCUGUCGACCUAAUCUGGUGGCUGUGGAUGAUAUUCUGUUCCAGAGACCUGUGGAGAUCGGCUCCCUGCUGCUGCUCUCAUCACAGGUGUGUUACACACAAGAGAACUACAUCCAGGUCAGAGUUCACAGCGAGGUGUUUGACCCUCUGACCCGACAACACAACACCACCAACGUCUUCCACUUCACCUUCAAGUCGGACAGAGAUGUCCCCAACAUCACCCCGAGGACAUAUGGAGAGUCCAUGUUGUACCUGGAUGGAAAAAGACAUUUUAACCAAACAGUGGAGAAGUGAGGAAGAAAAAGCUUCAUCAUCUUCAUCACGUCGUUCUUUUAUCUUUCAUGAGUUACAUUGUUUCAGUCAAACUAAAGUUUUUUAUUUACUUUAUUAUUAUUUUGAACUCUUUGUUUCACAGUUUUUUUUUUACAUCAGCGUUUACAGAAAACAUGAAGCAAAGUUUCAGCUUCUUUGCCUUAUUGUAACCUAGUAUAUCUCACUUAACAUCACUACAUUACAUUUUUACAUAUUACAAAAGAGCAUAAAAGCAUAUUUACUCCUUUUUUAUAUAUUUUUUGAACGUCUGAAAGUGUCAAACAAUGACGGUGUCAUGAUUAUGUUACUGAAAUGCACCAAAUAAAUACUUUAUUAUUUA